Messenger RNA from Capsella rubella, 1512 nucleotides. Its product is annotated as glutamic acid-rich protein. The transcript has 3 exons. The record is from RefSeq and is a predicted model, not a curated record. The coding region runs from base 287 to 1312 and encodes 341 amino acids. Lineage: Eukaryota; Viridiplantae; Streptophyta; Magnoliopsida; Brassicales; Brassicaceae.
CUUUUUUUCAUCGGAGAGCUUCGAAGGGUUAGAGAGAUCUCGCGGCUCCUUCGAUCUUCUCCGCUUCAACUAUACCUCCGAUCCUCGGCUUAUUAUAUCUACUGUAACUUGGUAGAUUUUGAUUUUGGCGCGUUAUUAGAAACCCUUAACAUCUGUAAACCCACUUGCUGGUCUCUCGUGAUCGAUCUAGGGUUUCGCGAGAUCUGAGAUUUCAUCUUUUCCGAUUCACCUCCGCAAUCCAGUUUUUUGUUUGGUUGCUUGGAUUUGUGUGUAAUCGUGCGAUAAGAUGUCUCGGUGUUUCCCGUUCCCACCACCUGGUUAUGUACUUAACGGAAUCCGCGAUGAGGCUAUGAUCGUAUCGAUCAAGGGGAAAGAAGAGAAAGAACAAAGGAGGAAGGAGAAGAAAAGAGAUAAGAAGGAUAAAAAGGAUAGGAAGGAGAAUAAGGAUAAAAAGGAUAGUAAGGAGAGGAAGGAGAAGAAGGACAAAAAGAGGAAGGAGAGAGAUGGAAAGGAAGGUGGAAGCGAAAAGCACAGUCAUAAGAGACGGCGUAAAGAAGAAGGUGCCAAAGUUGAUCUUUCACGUAAACUAAAAGAAAGCGAAAUCAGUUGUUUGGAGAAGAGCAGCCUUACUGUAGAACGUGAGCUGCUUCAGUCGACGUCCCAAAACUCUUGUGAUAGCACUCUUAACAGCAAUGAGAUACUACCUAAGCAGCCUCUCGAUGGUAGACAUAACAAUGACUCUGAAAGCAUCAUUCGGAUCCGAUUGCCUAGCAGAAGGCAGAAAGAUCCCGAGGUGAUGACGACCUUUAAGGAUCAAGAAACACCAUGUCCUUCCCGGGGAAUAAAGUUAGAUUCAUCCCAGCUUGAUACUAGAGAGCCAGUUAAUCAACAUCCUUGUUCCACUUCUGCACCAGAACAUGCUUCAAAGCCACAAGAAGAGAAAAGGAAAGAUCCCGUUUUUAAAGGGAAAUACCACGGUAAAGAGAAGAGGAUAACCUCAGCCCCUAAUCCAGAAACUUAUCAACCUACUAGAAGCCGAUGCAGUUGUCCUCCAUCAGUGGUGUUGCAAUUCUUGAACGUAGUUGAGAAUUGGGUCCCUAACACAAACGAACUCAGAGUAGACCUCAUCAACUCUGAAGAAGAUGAAGAAUGUUGGUGGUCCAUGAAGAAGCCACGUAGCCCCAAAGAAAGAUGCAAACAACUUAACAGAAAUAAUGAGAUCAAGCAAGUAGGCAAUACAAUGGGGUGGCCAUGUGCUCGCCUUUUACCAGAAGCUGAUAUCUAUGCCCUACCUUACACAGUCCCGUUCUGAUAACAUCAACGAGCAAGAAGUUUUUAACAAGGAAUCUGGUCGAGACAUCUAUGUACCGGACCAGGCAUUUUUUUGGUUUAGCCUUAAAAGUUGUAUAAGAACACACUGUUUGUUAUUCAUUGCGGUUGGUAAUCAUAUAGUAAUAUCUGUAUUGCGGCUCUAUCUCUUGCUCUUUCAACAAUAUAAUGAGAAAUUGAGUA